AUGCUAGCCAUUCGCCGAAUCAACCUCGAGGAAACCAUUUAUCUUAGAGGAAUUCGCUUAGAAAAUAAACCGAAACUUUCACAGAGGGCUGCGGAAGUGCUGCAAAACUUUUCGUUUUCAGACAGUGCGGAGUCAACUUCCUGCGGACGUUCUCACUUUUUACACUUGAAUUUCUGCAAAAAGGACUUGUUAACGAAAUUCUGUGAAGACGCUGCAACUACUAUAUUCUGUGUGGCGGCAGUUCCAAUGGAUCGUCGUGUCAGUAUGGAUGUGAGUCGAAGCAAAAAGACCAGAAAUCUCAUUCAGACUUUUCGUCUUUCCCGUUAA
Molecule: messenger RNA, 327 nt
Organism: Cylicocyclus nassatus
Lineage: Eukaryota; Metazoa; Nematoda; Chromadorea; Rhabditida; Strongylidae
Source: the annotation of a GenBank genome assembly